AUGUCAGCUUACCUAUUGGCAGCUCACCAACUACUGAAAAAAUUUCAGGCCUACGAAAUACGGCAGAUCCCCAGGUCAGAAAACAGCCACACCGAUGCGCUCUCGCGUCUGGCUUCGGCAAUAAAUGACAAGAUCGGAAGGAAAGUACCGGUGAAGAUAUUAUCCCAACCAAGCACGACAGCCGUUGAGGUGUGUACCGUUCGGUACGAGGGUACAUGA
This is a messenger RNA of Prunus armeniaca (apricot), 219 nucleotides long. The record is from the annotation of a GenBank genome assembly. Lineage: Eukaryota; Viridiplantae; Streptophyta; Magnoliopsida; Rosales; Rosaceae.